AUGGGAGGUUGCUGUUCUUCAUCUAGAAAGCUGCAGCUUCAAGGAACACCAGUUUAUUAUUAUUACCCACCAGCUUUGGAAGAGUACCAAUCCUUAACAUCUCGAGAUGGUUCUGCCACUACUCUACUUAACUCUCGACUGACAUUUGAUUUCGAUCCGAACAUGUCGAUACCCGACACUUUCCGACCCCCGCCUGCACCCAUGCCUUACGAUGUGGUAUUUGGGAGCCCACAUUUUAAAGAAGCGAAUCGGGCUACCACUCAACUUGCCUUUUUUCCGAACUCUCAAAGGAAAGUUGGGCCCGGGCCCGAAUUUUCAAUGUUAAGCCCGUUAAAUGUUACGAAAAUGGAAGAAAAAGAGGAGGAAGAAGAUGUUUGUCCCACUUGUCUUGAAGAGUACGAUUCGGAGAAUCCUAAGAUUGUGACCAAGUGUAACCAUCAUUUUCACCUCUCGUGCAUACUCGAGUGGCAGGAAAGAAGUGACACUUGCCCCGUCUGCGAUCAGGAAAUGAUAUAUGAAAGCCCAUUGGGAGUCCCACGCCACAAUUAA
Messenger RNA from Striga hermonthica, 549 nucleotides. The record is from the annotation of a GenBank genome assembly. NCBI's taxonomy places the organism in Eukaryota, Viridiplantae, Streptophyta, Magnoliopsida, Lamiales, Orobanchaceae.